Mauremys reevesii (Reeves's turtle) is the source of this 2970-nucleotide messenger RNA. RefSeq names its product suppressor of cytokine signaling 4 (gene SOCS4). Gene Ontology annotation, cellular component: phosphatidylinositol 3-kinase complex. Gene Ontology annotation, biological process: intracellular signal transduction; phosphatidylinositol phosphate biosynthetic process; positive regulation of proteasomal ubiquitin-dependent protein catabolic process. NCBI's taxonomy places the organism in Eukaryota, Metazoa, Chordata, Testudines, Geoemydidae. Gene Ontology annotation, molecular function: 1-phosphatidylinositol-3-kinase regulator activity. The coding region runs from base 379 to 1686 and encodes 435 amino acids. The transcript has 2 exons. The record is from RefSeq and is a predicted model, not a curated record.
CUCCUCCUGCCUCUCUCAUUUUCCGCCAGUCCCCUCUCUCAUCUCCAUUCUCUCUUCUCCACCCCCUCUAAUAUUCUUCCUCACUCUAAUCUCCUCUUCUUCUCUCCCCACACCCCCUCUGUCAUUCCCUCUUUCCCUUGCCACCCAUCCAGCUGUUCAAUUAAUCCAGUCCAUCUUUGUGUCUGAUGGUGAGUGUUUGCUGCUGCUGCCUGGCAUGAGGUCGGGCUCUGAGAUUCCCACCUGCAUAUUCCCCUCCUAAUCUUUUCCGGGAAGCAGCAGAUACUUCCAGAAAAUGCCUGAAAGAAGCUUCAAGCUGUAGAAACUGUUACAGAAAAACACAACAUAGAGCUCUGGGACUUUUGGAGUUAAGCUGUCAAAAUGGCGGAAAAUAAAGAAAGUAAUAGUAAAAAUGUCGAUGUAAGACCCAAAACCACCCGUAGUAGAAGUGCAGACAGAAAGGAUGGUUAUGUAUGGAGUGGAAAGAAGCUCUCAUGGUCAAAAAAGAAUGAGAAUUGUUCUGAUGGUGAAGCAGCAAGUAGUGUAGGAAAACCAGUGGCUGGUUUAAGGAGCCAAGAGAGGAAGCACAGCUGUUCAUCUAUUGAACUGGAUUUAGAUCGUUCAUGUGGCCACCGAUUUUUAGGCCGGUCUCUUAAACAGAAAUUGCAAGAUGCUGUGGGACAGUGUUUUCCUAUAAAGAAUUGUAGCAGUCGGCACUCUUCGGUACUUCCAUCGAAGAGAAAAAUUCAUAUCAGUGAAUUAAUGCUAGAUAAGUGUCCUUUCCCACCGCGAUCAGAGCUAGCUUUUCGAUGGCAUUUAAUUAAAAGACACACUGCCCCCAUAAGUCAAAAAUCAGAAGAUUGGAUAAACCCUGAUAUAUCCCAAAAUGAAGAGAAGGAUGAUCAUCUGAGAGAUGGAGCGAGCACAGGAGGAAGAAACUCUUUCUCACAGCCGUGUGACAUUACAGAUAGCAACUCCUGUAAAUGUGAUCCUAGGACUGAAUCGGUUAUGAGUAAGGUGUUAAAGAACAAUAAAGAGGAGAGUGAUAUGGACUCUGAUGAUGAAGUUAUAACACUUUGCACAAGUUCUAGAAAAAGGAACAAACCCAAAUGGGAAACGGAUGAUGAACUGCUACAGUUGGAAACUCCUCCCAAAUAUCAUACCCAGAUUGAUUAUGUCCACUGUCUUGUCCCAGACCUUCUCCAGAUCAAUAACAAUCCAUGCUACUGGGGUGUAAUGGACAAAUAUGCAGCUGAGGCACUACUAGAAGGAAAGCCAGAAGGAACUUUUUUACUACGAGACUCUGCCCAAGAAGACUAUUUGUUUUCUGUUAGUUUUAGACGCUAUAGUCGUUCUCUUCAUGCAAGAAUUGAACAGUGGAAUCAUAACUUCAGCUUUGAUGCUCAUGAUCCUUGUGUCUUCCAUUCUCCUGACAUUACUGGUCUCUUAGAGCAUUAUAAAGACCCGAGCUCUUGUAUGUUCUUUGAACCACUUUUAUCCACUCCCUUACACAGGACUUUUCCUUUUUCCCUUCAGCAUAUAUGCAGAACAGUUAUUUGCAACUCUACAACAUAUGAUGGCAUUGAUGCUCUUCCUAUUCCUCCAUCUGUCAAGUUAUAUCUGAAGGAAUAUCACUAUAAAUCAAAAGUUAGAGUACUCAGGAUCGAUGUACCAGAGCAACAAAGCUAGAAUGUAGUUUUUUGGGGGAAUAGGGGUUGUCUCUUGAUCUGAUAAAAUUUGUGUUGUCCUUCCUCCCUUGAAUUUUUUCCUAUGGCAAUUUGAAUCUUUUCUGCAGAUUAUUUACAGUCCAAAUUGAUCUCUCCCUGGGUCUUUCUAUCCAAAUGUCCUUUGAUUUUUCCUGCCACCCCUUUUUAGUCAACUCACUUGAGUCUGUGGUUUUUUGGUAAUGUUCAUACCCUAGGGUUUUAUGGAAUUUCAGGUAGGUUUUGUAGGGUUUCCACAUAGGGAUAGUCUUUAGAUUUAAAAAUAAAAAUUCAUAUUUGAAUUUGAUCUGUCUUUUUAUAUUGUAAUUUGCAUAUGUUGCAGGCAUGUUUGAAAGGUAUGCACUGAACACUAAAGAUUGAUUGAUCUGUAUUUUCUAUCUUUUAAAAUGAGUGCUAAUGACCUAUAUAUAAAGUAAAAUUAAUCAGUCUAUUUCUAACACUAUUACUAUGUGUAAAAUAUUAUUCAGUCUUUAUCUUUUGAUGGGCAGUUAUUGCUAUGAAGUUUUUUCUACUUUUUUUUUUCUUUAAACACUCUUGACACAGCACUGUUUUAUCUUGCACUGUUAAUCCUGAAAAGAAGAUGGAUAACCUUCUUACUUCAUUAGUAGCGGGAGGGCUUUUUGUUUAAAUAUGGUUUAGAAGAAGUAGCUACAGAUUGAUCAAAUGCUACAUCUCCCCAGACAAGAUUGCUUGCUGCCAAAUUCUGUGUGCAAGAAAAUUAUGCAUGGAUAAUCCUCCAGAAAGCUGCACCAUUUUACAUUAUAUUUGUAUGGUCAUUUACAAAAAUCAAACUCUUGCCUUCUUUUCAAUAAAAUUAUUAUUCUGCUCAUACUUGAAUCAAUGGCAUAAUCCAAGUGAACCACAGUGGGUGCAGGGUCAGGCAUAGAACUAGUCACUAUAAAUGGCAGAGGGGCCCAAUUCUGUGAUGUACUGAGCACUCUCCAAUCUCGUUAUCUUCAUUGAAGGGACUCACUUCUGCUUAUGGCACUGGGCCCAGAUUAGACAGUCUGUCAAAUGUGAUAAGUAAUAAUAUAGGUAACUAAAGUGAGCAUAUUGUUUUUCCAUUUAACCAUGUGGACAGUUUUGACAUGUUGAAUAAUCCCUUAGGAAUUUAGGCCCUGAUCCUUUUGUACAUGAUUAACGCAUGAAUAGUCUCUUUGACUUGAAUGAGAUCACUCACAUGCAUAAAUGUUUGCAGAACUGGAACCUAAAAUAGCAUGACAUUGAAAUUAAAAUGGCCAAAGAAACA